AUGGGUGGAAGGAAACCUCCUUUAAAGUCUGGCGAUGAGCUUCCUCUAAAGAAGAGAGCUAUUUCGACUCAAGGACAAGAACCUACUCUACUCGAUCUAGAUCAGUUAGUUCUAGGCGUGCCACUACUCGGAUAUUCGACUCAACAAAAUAGCUAUAGCAUGCCUUCUCUAGUUAACGAGGAGGCUGAGGCUUCUGGCAGAUUACUGCUGGUAUCAAACAGGUUGCCCAUCACGAUCAAACGAGCGGAAGAUGGUCAAUAUAGUUUUUCUCAAUCCUCUGGUGGAUUGGUUACGGGGUUAAGUGGGUUAUCUAAGACAACUACCUUUCAGUGGUAUGGCUGGCCAGGUUUGGAAGUGCCAGAUGCUGAGGCUAAACCUUUGGUUAAGAGACUGAAGGAUGAAUAUGGUGCUCACCCAGUUUUCGUCGAUGAUGAACUGGCUGAUAAGCAUUACAACGGUUUCUCCAAUUCUAUCCUUUGGCCUUUAUUCCAUUACCAUCCAGGAGAGAUUACAUUCGACGAGUCACAAUGGGUUGCAUAUAAGGAGGUGAACAGGCUAUUCGCGCAAACGAUUGCCAAGGAUGUACAAGAUGGCGAUUUGAUAUGGGUCCACGAUUAUCAUCUUAUGCUCCUCCCAGAAAUGCUGCGCGACGAAAUCGGCACGAGCAAGAAGAAUGUCAAGAUUGGCUUCUUCCUUCACACACCUUUCCCUUCCAGUGAGAUUUACAGAAUUUUACCUGUUAGAGAAUCUUUGUUGUUAGGCGUUCUUCAUUGCGAUUUGAUCGGCUUCCAUACAUAUGAUUAUGCUAGACAUUUCCUUAGCAGUUGCUCUAGAAUUUUGGAAGCACCAACGACGCCUAAUGGUGUUGAGUUCCGUGGUAAAUAUGUCACAGUAGCGGCUUUCCCUAUCGGUAUCGAUCCCGAUAAAUUCAUCGAAGCUCUUCAAAAGAAGUCGGUCACAGAGCGUAUCGCUCAACUAGAACGCAAAUUUGAAGGUGUCAAACUCAUCGUCGGAGUUGAUAGACUAGAUUACAUCAAGGGGGUCCCCCAAAAGUUGCACGCCCUUGAAGUUUUCCUCACGGAGCAUCCCGAAUGGAUCGGUAAAGUAGUACUCGUCCAAGUUGCCGUUCCCUCUCGUCAAGACGUUGAAGAAUACCAAAACCUACGAGCCGUCGUCAACGAACUUGUUGGCCGCAUCAACGGGCGCUUCGGCACCAUCGAAUUCAUGCCCAUUCAUUUCCUCCAUCAAUCCGUUUCCUUCGAAGAACUCACUGCUCUCUACGCCGUCUCCGACGCCUGUCUCGUAUCCAGUACUCGAGAUGGCAUGAACCUCGUCUCCUACGAAUAUAUUGCCACGCAGCGUAAACGUCACGGUGUCAUGAUUCUUUCCGAAUUCACCGGUGCGGCACAAUCCCUCAACGGUGCUCUCAUCGUCAAUCCAUGGAACACGGAAGAACUCGCAGAUGCAAUUCAUGAUGCGGUAACGAUGUCUCCCGAACAGAAAGAAAUCAAUUUCAAGAAAUUGGAAAAAUACGUCUUUAAAUAUACAAGCGCAUGGUGGGGCGAGAGUUUCGUAAGUGAAUUGAUGAAAAUCAGUGAACAUGCAGCCAAGAAAGCAAGUAGUAAAGAGGGUGGGAAGGGGAUCACUCCAAAAAGACAAGAAUUAGUAGAGGGGGUUAAACAAUUUAAUACAGGGGAGACGAGGGAGGAAGGCACGUUGGAACCGGCAUUGUAUUGUGUGUAUGGAUGGAUAUGUGUGGAUAUGGAUAUGGAUGUGGAUAUGGAUGGCGUUUACAGUAUUUUUAUUUUUGCGCAUGAUGAUGAUGGUGAGGAUGAUGAUGUUGAUGAUGUUGAUGAUGAUGAUGAUGAUGAUGGUGAGGAUGAUGAUAAUGAUGGUGAGGAUGGUGAUGUGAAUUAUAUUGAUUGA
Messenger RNA from Sclerotinia borealis F-4128, 1926 nucleotides. Lineage: Eukaryota; Fungi; Ascomycota; Leotiomycetes; Helotiales; Sclerotiniaceae. The record is from the annotation of a GenBank genome assembly.